Acanthosepion pharaonis is the source of this 648-nucleotide messenger RNA. Lineage: Eukaryota; Metazoa; Mollusca; Cephalopoda; Sepiida; Sepiidae. The record is from the annotation of a GenBank genome assembly.
AUGUCUUUCAGGUCAGUUGGGGAAAAGGAAUCCUCAAGUGGAGCUGCCUCUGCAAGUUGUCCAAAUUCUGUUCCUCCCUUGUUGUUGCCUCCACCUCCACUACUCAAUGAUUCUGUUAUGUCUGGCUAUGGAGGUGACAAAGAGGAUGAAGAUGACUCUGCCAUAGACAAUGACAGUGCUGAACACAAAGCCAUGGACAUUCCUUCCUGCUGUUCAUGUAAUCCUAAAGACUGUGAUGUAGGUGGCAUGACUGCAGCCCCAAUCCGUUACCAUGGCAAGUCAUACAUUGUCUUCACAAGGUCAUCUUCUUCGACAGUAGGCGCAACAUCAUCAGGCAAUGCUGCCUGUCUUGGUGCAGAAGAUCCAAGCAGGAGCUGUGAUAACAGCAGCACACACCAGCGGUCACCAUGUGCCCAUGCUGAGGCUUGUAACCUAUGUUAUCUACUUGAUAUUCGGUCACGGCCACAGGCACGAAACGUCUGUGAUUCUGAGAGUGAUGACUCUGAUAUGGACUAUGAAAAUUCCCACAAGAGCAGUCUCAUUAAGACCCGGUCACGCACGCAGCCCCAGUGUGUUGUCAGCAGCAGUUUCAAAAGGAAAUGUAAGACACAAAUUGGUGGGGCAUCAAAAACGUUUGUCAUUCCAUAA